Messenger RNA from Rosa chinensis, 801 nucleotides. RefSeq names its product transcription factor MYB123. The transcript has 3 exons. NCBI's taxonomy places the organism in Eukaryota, Viridiplantae, Streptophyta, Magnoliopsida, Rosales, Rosaceae. The record is from RefSeq and is a predicted model, not a curated record. The coding region runs from base 1 to 801 and encodes 266 amino acids.
AUGGGAAGAUACGCUGGUUUCGAAAAGGGGGGAUUGAAGAAAGGUACGUGGUCUGCUUGCGAAGACCAGGUUCUCAAGGAUUACGUCAAAAAGCACGGUCCAGGCAAAUGGGGAAAAGUAUCAAGGGAGACCGGUUUGAAGAGAUGUGGGAAGAGUGUGAGACUGAGGUGGUUGAAUUACCUGAGGCCCGGUAUCAAGAGAGGCAAGAUUACAGAAGAUGAAAAAGACCUUAUCAUCAGGAUGCACAAACUCUUAGGCAACAGGUGGUCAUUGAUAGCCGGAAGGAUUCCGGGCCGAACUGACAAUGAAAUAAAGAACUACUGGAAUUCCAUUCUAAGGAAGAACGUGGGAGAAGAAAAAGAGAGAGAAUCAGAAGUGUCGAGAAACGAGAUAAUCAAGGAGAACUUGCCAUCCCUCGCUGAGGACGAUGGUCAUCCACAUUUGACCAAAUGCGAUGAAGUUCUUGGAGGAGGAGGAGGAUUGGAUUGUUUUGCCAGUGAUGUUAAUGUAGAAGAAGAUCACCGGCAUCGUUGUCUUGGCCGUACUAGUACCGAUACUACUACACUGAGUCCCGGAGUGGGAGUCGAAAUCGGAGGAGGGGCAAACCAAGAUAUUCAACCAACAGGGGAUGAUCUCAAUUAUAACGCUAUAACCUGGAAAGAUUCGAUAAUGGAUCUGAAUGGAGGCCAACUCGACAUAUCUGAAUUCCUCCAAAGUGAUGACUUUUCGACGUUUUGGGAUUCAGAUAGGCUCAUGAAUUUUGAAAUCGGAGGUUGCAGCACCAUGAAUUAUGAUUUAUGA